Messenger RNA from Aureobasidium uvarum, 1470 nucleotides. The record is from the annotation of a GenBank genome assembly. NCBI's taxonomy places the organism in Eukaryota, Fungi, Ascomycota, Dothideomycetes, Dothideales, Saccotheciaceae.
AUGCCACUGCUUCGUCGUACCAUGUCUACUGAUGCAAAGGUCCGUCGAAGGGCAUACAUUGCUCUUGGCAGCAAUGUAGGCGACAGGCUUGACAUGAUUGAGAAAGCAUGUCUGGCGCUCGACCAGCACCCAGACAUCAAAAUUACCCGAACAAGUUCGCUCUACGAGACCGAGCCCAUGUACGUCGAGGACCAGGCUUGCUUUCUGAACGGCGCCUGCGAGGUUGGAGCUUUCUUCACAUCGCUUGUUGAGAUGACGACUGACUUUCGAGGACAGGUAGAAACCACACUAGAGCCAAUGCCUCUACUGGAUAGGUUGCAGGCCAUCGAGAACGAGCUAGGACGUGUCAAGCUCAUCGACAAGGGACCCCGAAGCAUCGACCUCGAUAUUCUGUUGUACGAAGAUCAAGUGAUUGAUACCGAUCGCCUGAAGGUACCGCAUAUCCUAAUGCUCGAGAGAGAGUUUGUGCUUCGUCCUCUGUGCGACAUUAUUCCAGAUACGACACCUCCAAUCGGUCAAACACAAGUGCCUCUUUCGGAGAGUUUGCGAAAACUGGCAUCUUCUCCUUCCACCCCCAUUUCAACCACAACGAGUAUGGGAGAGAACACGUUUUCCAUUCGCGCUCUGGAGAAUACACGUCCCACGCACGUCAUGUCCAUUCUCAACACCACUCCUGACUCAUUCUCGGAUGGAGGUCUCAAUUCACCAACAGACGAACUGGCGCUCCGAACGACGAUUGCAUCUCAUAUCCGUGCUGGUGCUACAUUCAUCGAUAUAGGCGGACAAUCGUCCCGCCCCAAUGCUCCGGACGUGACGGCGGCGGAAGAGAUCCAGCGCGUCCUGCCUGCCAUCAAGGUCAUCAAAUCUCUGCCAGAAGGGUCCAACACUUGCAUCAGCAUCGACACGUAUCGUGCAACAGUGGCUGAGGCAGCUAUCAAGGCUGGAGCACAUAUUAUCAAUGACAUUUCUGGGGGUCUACUUGACGCCGACAUGCUCCCUACAGUUGGCCGCAUGGGCUGCACCGUGUGCUUGAUGCACAUGAGGGGUACCCCGGCGACAAUGACCAGUGCAGAAAACUGUUCGUAUCCUGAUGGUCUAAUCCCUACGAUAGCCAGAGAACUCCUGGAUCGUGUCAAAGCUGCGGAAGAAGCUGGCAUUCGUCGUUGGCGCAUAGUGCUCGACCCGGGAAUUGGAUUUGCCAAGACGACCGAACAAAAUCUGGAAAUCCUCAGACGUAUGGGUGAACUCAGAACGUGGCCUGGUUUGGCCGGUCUCCCAUGGCUCUUGGGCAGCAGCAGAAAGGGCUUCAUCGGCAAGAUUACUGGAGUCAAGGACGCAAAAGAGCGCACAUGGGGCACGGCGGCGACGGUGGCAGCAGCUGUUCAAGGUGGAGCAGACAUAGUGCGUGUGCAUGAUGUGGACGAGAUGAUCAAAGUGACCAAGAUGUCGGACGCGAUUUGGAGGACAUGA